Austrofundulus limnaeus is the source of this 2358-nucleotide messenger RNA. It is a transcript of the gene nfe2l2a, whose product is annotated as nfe2 like bZIP transcription factor 2a. Lineage: Eukaryota; Metazoa; Chordata; Actinopteri; Cyprinodontiformes; Rivulidae. Bases 181 to 2001 code for a protein of 606 amino acids. The record is from RefSeq and is a predicted model, not a curated record. The transcript has 5 exons. Gene Ontology annotation, molecular function: DNA-binding transcription factor activity, RNA polymerase II-specific; RNA polymerase II cis-regulatory region sequence-specific DNA binding. Gene Ontology annotation, biological process: regulation of transcription by RNA polymerase II; cellular response to oxidative stress. Gene Ontology annotation, cellular component: nucleus.
UCCGUAACGUUCACACGAUUUGGAGGAAGCUACAUUUCCCGAAACACAGCUGGGGCUGCCCUCUCGGACAGGACUCGGUUCACGGAUCGCUCGCCAUUUUUUAAAACCAUUUUCCAUUAAAGGACUAAUUUACUCAAUUAACACUUCAAAGGCGUUUUGUUUACGGCAGCACAGCUGUCCAUGAUGAUGGAUAUGGAGGUGAUGCAUUCCAAUCAACAGGACAUGGACCUGAUAGACAUCCUGUGGAAGCAGGACAUCGAUCUUGGCGCCAGGCGGGAGGUGUUCGACUACAACCACCGUCAGAAAGAGUACGAGCUGCAGAGGCAGCGCGAGCUGGAGGAGGAGAAGAAGCUGCAUCUGCUGCGGGAGCAGGAGAAGGCCCUGCUGGCCCAGCUGCAGCUCGAUGAGGAGACUGGGGAGUACAUACCUCGUCCGCCACCCAGCGCCCCUCUGCAGCCAACUGGCACAUCCCUGGAGGUUACUCAGAAUGUCAGUUUCACAGAGACCGGUGACAGCAUGUCGUUUGAUGAAUGUUUGCAGCUUCUGGCAGAGACGUUUCCUGUAGAGGGAACUGAGAACGCAUCCGUUUGCAUGGACACACCUGCUACCCACAGCAACAUCAUGAUGUCCCCCGAGCAGCCAGCCCUGUCGCCAGCCGACCUCCCCUCAGCUCAGCUGGCACUGCCUCAGAGGAUGACUCCAGAUUUGGAGCAGGCCUGGAUGGAGCUUUGGUCCCUCCCCGAGCUGCAGCAAUGCCUGAACAUGCCUAUGAAAGACACGAUGGAGACCACAUCUUAUCCACUUUCAAACAACCCUGAAGUUCAGAGUCCAAGCUACCCCAACUAUCUGCAAAUGCAAACUCUUAUUUUUAACCCCAUGACCACGGUCUCAGAUGUCAAAACAAACAGUCUGAAUGUCCCCACAGAGUUCAUGAAUACUUUUGAGGGCUCCGUUCCCAGUGUGGCUCCAUCUCAUAACUUCAGAGAGGUGAAGCCCGAGGCCUCGCAGCUAAAUUCAAGCUUCAGCGCAGACGUGUUUUAUCUCAACACCGAGCUGGAAGAGAGCAGCGGCCAACCCAGCCCAGACAUCAUUGAAAGUACGUCUGAUGCUUCAAACAAGCCCACCUAUACAUCCAUGGACCUUUACAGCCUUUCACCUGGAGAAUCAUUCGACAAAAGCAAACAGAAUCUGACAGAAGAACAUCCAGACUCAGAUUCUGGAAUCUCCAUCCAAGGAAGUCCAAAUUCACCGAGCAAAUCUGCGUAUGGAGGCGAGUCCUUUAGAUACGAUUCAGAGAUGGAAGACAUGGACCACAGUCCUGGGAGUGCAGAAUCUGAAUACUCUGAGAUAUUUCCACUAAAUUACCAACUUGAUAAUCCAGAAUCAGAAGUACCAGCGUCAUCAACUGGGGAGCCAGAACAAGAAAAGAAACCCAAACAACACACAGUGGAUCCGGCAGAGAAGAGCGGCCACAGCGGUGCUCCUUUCACCAAAGACAAACCCAAAAGACGCUCGGAUGUGCGUCUCUCCAGAGACGAGCAGAAGGCCAAGACCCUCAAGAUCCCAUUCACCGUCGACAUGAUUAUCAAUCUGCCAGUCGACGACUUCAACGAGCUCAUGUCCAAGCACCAGCUCAACGAGGCCCAGCUGGCCCUGGUGCGCGACAUUCGCCGCCGCGGCAAGAACAAGGUGGCUGCCCAGAACUGCCGCAAGCGCAAGAUGGAGAACAUAGUGGGUCUGGAGGGCGAACUGGACUCGCUGAAUGAGGAAAAAGAGCGCCUGCUGAAAGAGAAGAGCAAGAACAUGACAGACCUGAAGGAAAUGAAGCAGCAGCUCACAAGCUUGUACCAGGAAGUCUUCAGCCUGUUGAGGGACGAGCAGGGAAACUCGUACUCCCCUCUGGAAUACUCUCUCCAGCAGUCGACCGAUGGCAGCGUCUUCCUCGUCCCUCGCAUUAAAAAGACUUUCAGAAGUGAAGACAACCACUUAUCUCCUUUGUAACAUGGUACUGCACUAAGACAAAACUAUGCAAUAAUGUUGCAUCUACUCAGCUUUAAGCUUUAGCAGCCUACUGUAGUUUCUGCUUAUUCUCCUCGAAUGUUGUAAUAUUUUUGAUAUUUUGUACUCUAUAUUCUAUCAGAUUCCUUAACCAAUACUUUGUAAAUAUAAACACCUGUUCUAGAGUUUGAUGAAAAGGUUACUGUAUGUAUGUGUGUAUAUAUUGUAUAUAUAUCUAUACCUAUAUGCUAAUGAUUGUUUCAAUCAUUACCUCUUUUAUAAUCUUCCCUUUGUUCGAUGUCCAGUUUUUUUUAAAUCUCGUCUUUUAUUCUUUCAAAUAAACUCCACAAAUUUGCUGUA